GUCUAGGGACAGCAAGGAUCCCGAGCAAACUGCGGAGGCUCCACGGUCAGGCAUUCCCUCGGCGUUUCGUCAGAGCCAGACCCUCCCGCUGCUGAAGCGAGGCGCGCUCUGCUCCCGGGCGGCCGGGAGCCCAGCCGCGCGCCGGGGGAAGCAAGUCCCAGCCUGGUGCGUCCGGACCGAGAGACUCGGAAAGCUGAGGAGCGGCCACCCGACUCCCUCUGGAGCAGGCAGCAGCAUGCAGCCGCUGCCCAGCUUGUGCGGACGCGCCCUGGUGGCGCUGAUCCUUGCCUGCGGCGUGGCGGGGAUCCAAGCUGAAGAGAGGGAAUUCCCGCCCGCCGGGGCCACUCAGCCACUUCUGGGGACCGUAGAGAUGAUGGAGACCCCGACUGAGACCUCCUGGCCCAGGAGGUCCAACGCCAGCGAGCCGCGAUCGUCCGCAACACCGCAGAUGCCUAGAGGGGGAAGGAUGGCGGGAAUCCCACCGCGCACCCCGCCCCCGUGCGACGGACCCAUAGAGAUCAAGGAGACUUUCAAGUACAUCAACACGGUGGUGUCCUGCCUAGUGUUCGUGCUGGGCAUCAUCGGAAACUCCACGCUGCUGAGAAUCAUUUACAAGAACAAGUGCAUGCGAAACGGUCCAAAUAUCUUGAUAGCCAGCCUGGCUCUCGGAGACCUGCUGCACAUUAUCAUUGAUAUCCCCAUCAAUACCUACAAGCUGCUCGCCAAGGACUGGCCCUUUGGGGUUGAGAUGUGUAAGCUGGUGCCUUUCAUUCAGAAGGCCUCCGUGGGCAUCACUGUGCUGAGUCUAUGUGCUCUAAGUAUUGACAGAUAUCGAGCUGUUGCUUCUUGGAGUCGGAUCAAAGGAAUCGGGGUUCCAAAAUGGACAGCAGUAGAAAUUGUUUUAAUUUGGGUGGUCUCCGUGGUUCUGGCUGUCCCUGAGGCCGUGGGUUUUGAUAUAAUUACCAGUGAUCACAUAGGAAAUAAUCUGAGAAUCUGCUUGCUCCAUCCCACUCAGAAAACAGCAUUUAUGCAGUUUUAUAAGACAGCUAAAGACUGGUGGCUAUUUAGUUUCUAUUUCUGCCUGCCAUUGGCCAUCACUGCAUUGUUUUAUACCCUGAUGACUUGUGAAAUGUUGAGAAAGAAGAGUGGUAUGCAAAUUGCUUUAAAUGAUCACUUAAAGCAGAGACGGGAAGUGGCCAAAACAGUAUUUUGCCUGGUCCUUGUCUUUGCUCUGUGUUGGCUUCCUCUUCAUCUUAGCAGGAUUUUGAAGCUCACUCUUUAUGAUCAGCAUGAUCCCCGUAGAUGUGAAUUUUUGAGCUUUUUGUUGGUAUUGGACUACAUUGGCAUCAACAUGGCCUCCCUGAAUUCCUGUAUUAACCCAAUAGCUCUGUAUUUGGUGAGCAAAAGAUUCAAAAACUGCUUUAAGUCAUGUUUAUGCUGCUGGUGCCAAUCAUUUGAAGAAAAACAGUCCUUGGAGGAAAAGCAGUCGUGCUUAAAGUUCAAAGCUAACGAUCACGGAUAUGACAACUUCCGUUCCAGUAAUAAAUACAGCUCAUCUUGAAAGAAGGAAUAUUCAUUUUCUUUAUUUUGGACAGAAAUCAUUCAAACAAAGGGGUGUCUGCCAAAGUGAAACAAAACAACGUGUGUGUUUGCACAAAACAAUGCACAAAUGUAAGAAUGAUUAUUUUCUUCACACUCAAGAGUUCCACAUGACGUUUGAUAAGCUGUUUACAGCUUGAGAAGACAAGCAGUGAGAAUUAAGAAAGCCUCAUUGUGAAAGCACUUAAUUCUUUACAGUUAGCACUUCACUAUAUUAUAGCUCUUCAGAACUUCUGGUCUAUUCAUACACCACUUACAUUUAACUUGAGUUCACUCAGAAUUCCUGUGAAAGAUGUUUAUUUUUGUAAAUCAAGAUUAAUCUGAUGUAAAGGAAAAAUGUGUCACUGCAAAACAGAAUUUUUAGAUGAAAUUUAAAUUACUCAAUUUAAAAUUUUAAAAAUCUUUUAAAGUCUCAUAUCAUUGGUGGGACUAUAUUUGGAAACAACACGUGAAAAUAGUUCAGCUGGUGGAUUUUUGACAUUAGAGACAUAUUUAAAUGAUCAGGAGGGAGAAUCAGAGAGACUGAGGUUUUUGAAAAUCAUGCAACUUUACAUUCAGAUAAGAUCAAAUGUCACAAAUGGACAGAGAGAGAAGUUUUGGAAUGCCAUCCCAAGACACUGCUUUGAAAUCGCCUAUUCGUGUACUUGGCAAAGAAAGGACUACCUACAAUUUUUUUGAGGAUUAUUAAAUCAUUCUUCUUUUACCACUGUAGUUUAAAUGCUGUACGUUUAGUUUUGUCAUCUGUAAAUACUUAGCUACAAUACACAACAUGUAGAUGUUAAACAGAGGGCAGGCCCCGGUGUUCAUACCUUCACAAUGGAGAGAUGCCAGUAACCCCAUCAUGGACGGAAUGUGAGCUGCCUGGAGCAUUGACCAUAUGGUAAAGGAGACAGCAACAUCUUCUCUGCAAUUAAGACGGUAUCUGGCAUAUGUAUCAUGUGAUAGUUACAAUACUGUCUCUAAGAUCAUAGCUAUUACAGUCAGUGUAACAGUCACCUUUAAAGCUUAUUACUAAUUUUUAUAUUAUUUUUGUAAAUAACUAAUAGAAAAGAGUUCUGGAUGCGGUGCUUUCCUGUCACAGGCAAAACUGCCACAUGAGACUGUUAAGAAUCUUUUAACUUUGUGCAUUCUUGCCGAAUUCUUUCAUCUCCCCAGCAAAGUGCCUUAGGUUAACUCAGAUGAGAUGUGUGUGAAAGUAUGUACGAGAGAAAAACGGAAGACAGAGGAAAUGAGAUGGGGCGGGAGGAGACCCAAGGGGACAGAUUCCCAUUCUUAGCCUGAUGUUCGUCAUUGCCCUUUACAUCAAUGCAAAAGGUCCUGAUUCUGUUCCAGCAAAACACAGUGCAAUGUUCUCAGAGUGGCUUCAGGAAUAAAUUGGGCCCAAGAGCUUUAACUCUGUCUUAAAAUAUAACAGAGUUUCUGAUUUUUUUUUUUUUUUUUUUUUGGUAACCCAGAACCACAUGUUGGGAAUAAAUGAGCAACGCUGCUUUCCAGCACCUAAUGUGAUGAUACCAAAAACCCAACAAUGCCAGGAAGGAAAGACAAGUCAUGGAUUCAUAUGCCACAUGGAAUUUAUUUACACAUCACAGUCUCGUUUAUUAAUGUCUUCCCAAUCACAUUUUCAGAUCCUUGUCAUGACAAAAGACAUUUCAAACUUCGGAUCUUAAAUUAACUUGGGGUCACUACUGUUUUCAGUUUGUUAAUGGAUUUUUUUAUUCCUAUUUAAAUUUGAGCUCAUUUUGUGACCAUUUCAUUUUGUUUCUUCCUCAUUUACAUUAUAAUGCCCUUUCUCUGUGUCAGAAUCAUGGGCUGUGAACAUCUUGCCAAAUUUUAAACUGCACACAGAAAGUAUAUGCAUGCAUUAUUUAUAAUGAACUCAUGUUCAGUAGCUUUUCUAAAAAUGGUUGAUUCAAAAUUUGAACAGACUGACAAAGGUCGGUAAGAAACAAACAUGAUUUCUCAGCAUAAAUAAAAUCAAUAUGGGGAAAGGGGCUACCAUUUGAUUUUCAAACAUAUUUUCUAGUAUUAAGAACUGCAUAAUAUAACAAUGGACAAAAGUAGUGUUAACAUGGUUAUAGAGCUUAAAAGACUUAUGACACUUUUAGAUUUUCUCUUUUAUAUUUGCUAAUAUGGGUGUGCAUUAAUAUUGAUAGCUUACAAUAUAUGGCCAGAGGAAUACAGUUUAUAACAAAGCAUGAGUAUGCUGUAACUAACUUUAUGAAAUUGUAAUAUAACCAUGUGAAAUAAUUAUAUAUUUUGUUUCUCUGAGGUCACUUAAAGUGGCAACUACUAUAGUUGCUAAUUCUUUAUGAUGUAAACAAAAUCAAUAAAAAUUUAAAUUGUUUUUGGAAAAAAA
Molecule: messenger RNA, 3955 nt
Organism: Cervus elaphus (red deer)
Lineage: Eukaryota; Metazoa; Chordata; Mammalia; Artiodactyla; Cervidae
Gene: EDNRB
Product: endothelin receptor type B
Exons: 8
Coding region: 236-1561 (441 amino acids)
Biological process (GO): regulation of blood pressure; G protein-coupled receptor signaling pathway; vasoconstriction
Cellular component (GO): membrane
Molecular function (GO): endothelin receptor activity
Source: RefSeq, a predicted model, not a curated record